AUGGCGGCUGCAGCUGUGGACACAGUUAAUGCUGCCCCCGUGGCAGGGUCCAAAGAAAUGAGUUUGGAGGAACCAAAGAAGAUGACCAGAGAGGACUGGAGAAAGAAGAAAGAGCUAGAAGAACAGCGAAAACUGGGUAAUGCUCCUGCAGAAGUUGAUGAAGAAGGAAAAGACAUCAACCCUCAUAUUCCUCAGUAUAUUUCUUCAGUGCCAUGGUAUAUUGAUCCAUCAAAAAGACCUACUUUAAAACACCAGAGACCACAACCAGAAAAACAGAAGCAGUUCAGCUCAUCUGUAGAAUGGUAUAAGAGGGGUGUAAAAGAGAAUUCCAUAACUACUAAGUACCGCAAAGGAGCGUGUGAAAAUUGUGGGGCCAUGACACACAAAAAGAAAGACUGCUUUGAGAGACCUAGGCGAGUUGGAGCAAAAUUUACAGGAACUAACAUAGCUCCAGACGAACAUGUCCAGCCUCAGCUGACGUUUGACUACGAUGGGAAGAGGGAUCGGUGGAAUGGCUACAAUCCAGAAGAACACAUGAAAAUUGUAGAAGAAUAUGCCAAAGUUGAUCUGGCAAAACGGACACUGAAAGCCCAGAAACUCCAAGAAGAACUGGCCUCAGGAAAGUUGGUGGAACAGGCUAAUUCUCCAAAACACCAGUGGGGAGAAGAGGAACCAAAUUCUCAAAUGGAAAAAGAUCAUAAUAGUGAGGAUGAGGAUGAAGAUAAAUAUGCAGAUGAUAUUGACAUGCCUGGACAGAACUUUGACUCUAAGAGACGGAUUACUGUUCGGAAUCUCAGGAUUCGAGAAGAUAUUGCAAAAUAUUUGCGGAAUUUAGAUCCAAAUUCUGCUUACUAUGAUCCCAAAACUAGAGCGAUGAGAGAAAAUCCCUAUGCCAAUGCAGGAAAGAAUCCAGAUGAAGUGAGCUAUGCGGGAGACAACUUUGUUAGAUACACAGGUGAUACCAUUUCAAUGGCUCAGACACAGUUGUUUGCAUGGGAAGCCUAUGACAAGGGAUCUGAAGUGCAUCUGCAGGCCGAUCCUACCAAACUAGAGCUCUUGUAUAAGUCCUUCAAGGUCAAAAAAGAAGACUUCAAAGAACAGCAGAAAGAAAGCAUCCUGGAAAAGUAUGGUGGCCAAGAACAUUUGGAUGCUCCUCCAGCUGAAUUGCUUUUAGCUCAGACAGAAGACUAUGUGGAGUACUCAAGACAUGGGACAGUCAUUAAAGGACAGGAGCGGGCUGUCGCCUGCUCCAAAUAUGAGGAGGAUGUGAAGAUCCACAAUCAUACACAUAUCUGGGGAUCUUACUGGAAAGAAGGCAGAUGGGGAUAUAAAUGCUGUCACUCUUUCGUUAAGUUUUCCUAUUGCACUGGAGAAGCUGGGAAGGAGAUUGUUAAUUCAGAGGAAUGUAUUGUAGAUGAUAUAAUUGGAGAAGAAUCCAUGAAAAAACCUCAAACCCUCAUGGAGAUACAUCAGGAAAAACUAAAAGAGGAUAAAAAGAAGAAAAAGAAGAAGAAGAAGAAGCAUCGAAAGAGCAGCUCAGAUAGUGAUGAUGAAGAAAAGAAACAGGAAAAACUGAAAAAGGCACUGAAUGCAGAGGAGGCCCGCCUUCUUCAGGUGAAGGAGCUCAUGCAGGUUGAUGAGAGGAAGCGGCCUUACAAUAUCCUCUAUGAAACCCGGGAGCCCACCGAGGAGGAGAUGGAGGCCUACAGAAUGAAGCGCCAGAGGCCCGACGACCCCAUGGCCUCUUUCCUUGGACAGUAG
This is a messenger RNA of Pipistrellus nathusii (Nathusius's pipistrelle), 1761 nucleotides long. The record is from the annotation of a GenBank genome assembly. NCBI's taxonomy places the organism in Eukaryota, Metazoa, Chordata, Mammalia, Chiroptera, Vespertilionidae.